Molecule: messenger RNA, 756 nt
Organism: Rotaria sordida
Lineage: Eukaryota; Metazoa; Rotifera; Eurotatoria; Philodinida; Philodinidae
Source: the annotation of a GenBank genome assembly
AUGAAAUUACUCGAAAAUUCUAAAUUAGAAGCAAUUAGUUCAACACUUUCUAUUGAUACACUAGUUUGUGAUAUCACAACUCGUGUGGAAAGUUAUUCAUGUAAAAUGGCUGGUGAUCCAAAAAAAUUAUAUAAACAAUUAAGAAAUGAACCUGGUACAUCACCACAUGAUCUUGAAAUUCUUGGACCAUCACAAACAAAAUUAUCAUCAUCAUAUAAUUCAAAUUUUUUAACAACAUCACCACAAAUUUUACAUCCAUAUCCAAUAGCAAGAUCAAUAUCAAGUGAUGAUGAAUCACCAUUAGUUAAAACAAUUCCACGAAAAACACUUAUUUUUUUAAUAUCAACAUUAAAUGCAACAUUUCAACCUGAUUAUGAAUUUAGUUCUUGUACAAGUCAAGAUUUUAGUCGAGAAACUAAUUUUGAAUUAGUUAAAACUGAAGUAGAUUCUCGAUUUCUUUCAAGUAUAGGUGAUCAUUAUCGAUCAUUAUCACCACAAUUAUGGUCAGUAAUUGAUGAAGAAAUAAAUAUAAAAGAAAGUGAAAUAUUUAGUUAUCGUCCUGAUGAUACAUCAGAUCCAUUUUCUGAAAGUGGAAUUAUUUGGUCAUUUAAUUUCUUUUUUUAUAAUCGAAAACUUCGUCGAAUUCUUUAUCUUACAUGUCGAGCUGAUUGUAAAACAUCAACAAAUGAUGAUGAUAAUGAUGAUGAACCGUUAGAAUCAAAUAAUUAUGUAACAUUCGAAGGUGUUAUGGAUUGA